Ogataea haglerorum is the source of this 1125-nucleotide messenger RNA. RefSeq lists its product as uncharacterized. The transcript has a single exon. Lineage: Eukaryota; Fungi; Ascomycota; Pichiomycetes; Pichiales; Pichiaceae. The coding region runs from base 1 to 1125 and encodes 374 amino acids. Gene Ontology annotation, cellular component: DASH complex; mitotic spindle pole body; mitotic spindle. The record is from RefSeq and is a predicted model, not a curated record. Gene Ontology annotation, biological process: attachment of spindle microtubules to kinetochore.
AUGUCUCGGAGAUCGUUUUAUUUCUCAUCCUCUUCAUCCACGCGGUCCCAGGAGUUGGAGCAGCUCAGCAAGAUCGAGCAGGAGAUUACGCUGACAUUGCAAGAAAUUGACAAAAAUCUUAGCGUAUCGAACAGCAUUAUCAACGAGAGCGUGAUACCGCGAUUAGCAAGGUUCCGCCACAGCAGUAGCAAGAUCUGGAGCAACGUGGAGUUUUGGAAGACCUUCUUUGAGAACAGCGCGAAUGUUGAAAUCACCACGGAGGAGGCCGACAAGAUGGCUAUGCAACAGGAACAGGAGCCUGCGGUCGAGCCGACUCUGGCCGCGACAAAUAACUCGCAGUACAAUGAGAUCAACCAGCGAUACAAAAAGCAUAUUGACAACGAGGCAAACGAGACGUCAACAACAGCUACAGACACGGUUUCUCUAUGGAAAGAAGGUACUCGCAAGCGGUUGGCAAGCUCCACGCCAAAUAGGAAACCGGGACUCGACAACGACUCGAGCAGCUUGGAGCCGGCUGUACAGCUGCGGUCCGACGACGUGGAGCGCGAGCAGGCCGAAAAACAAUCACAUAUUCCUGACGAACUGACGACUAGUAAUAUUUUCGACGCGUCGACGGUGCAGCUGCCGGAAACACAGUGGAAACUGACCAAGAGCCCCAAAAAAAAGACUUUGAGCCCUGUGCGAAAGAAGCAGAAAUCAAUAGCUACGCAGUACGAUUCGUCGCCUAUCGAGGAGCCGCCUGUGCUCAAGUCAGCUGUCUACUUAUCGCCCGCUCGAAAAGGCUCGCGGAGCCCGCACAAGGAGAACGACGACGAUCAGCGGUUCCCGAAGUCCCCGAAGUACGGAGCUGGGGGACGACUGCUGCGCAACACCAAAGGCACAGAAAUCGCUCUUAAUUUUGCCCGGUCGGAGCUGGCCUCGACGACGGCAGACUUUUCCUACCAGACAGCGCCGCUGCCCGGCGUUUCCGGUGCUAGCAAUGACUAUGGGCUUAGUUCGUCGGUAUUAAACCAAGAGUCCACGACAAUGGACGAAGCUCCACAACUACAGUCGCAGCUGCCUGAAAAAACGCCUGAGAUCGCGUCGUCGCCGAUCAAAGAUCCCGAGAACCCAUUCAUUGAGUAG